Molecule: messenger RNA, 249 nt
Organism: Leishmania major strain Friedlin
Lineage: Eukaryota; Euglenozoa; Kinetoplastea; Trypanosomatida; Trypanosomatidae
Product: putative anaphase promoting complex subunit protein
Exons: 1
Coding region: 1-249 (82 amino acids)
Biological process (GO): positive regulation of mitotic metaphase/anaphase transition; anaphase-promoting complex-dependent catabolic process; protein ubiquitination
Cellular component (GO): anaphase-promoting complex; nucleus
Molecular function (GO): cullin family protein binding; ubiquitin protein ligase activity; zinc ion binding
Source: RefSeq, a predicted model, not a curated record
AUGGAUGUCAAGAUAAAGAGCGUCCACCUCGUGGCGAAGUGGAUGUGGGACUGCAAGGGCGAAACUUGUGGCAUCUGUCGUCAAGAGUACGAGGCAGCCUGCCCCACUUGCCGCGUGCCGGGCGACGACUGCCCCAUCCUGACGAGCCCCUGCCACCAUACGUUUCACUUGCACUGCAUCACACGGGCCUUGGAGAAGGAGGAGGGCCAGCCCGAGUGCCCGACGUGCCGUGCGCCGUGGCAAAUGUAG